Aspergillus pseudoviridinutans is the source of this 3930-nucleotide messenger RNA. RefSeq names its product 5'-methylthioadenosine/S-adenosylhomocysteine nucleosidase. Bases 1 to 3930 code for a protein of 1309 amino acids. The record is from RefSeq and is a predicted model, not a curated record. Gene Ontology annotation, biological process: nucleoside metabolic process. Gene Ontology annotation, molecular function: catalytic activity. Lineage: Eukaryota; Fungi; Ascomycota; Eurotiomycetes; Eurotiales; Aspergillaceae. The transcript has 4 exons.
AUGGCCGACUUACAUAAUUGGGGCUACGAUCUGGAGAUUGCACAAGCAUUGUUGGGCGAUUUUCGCACCGGGAUAACCGACCCUGAGAUAAUAGAGAGAAUCUCUAAUGUCCUACCAGAAUUACUCAAAGCUUUUGCCCUCAAGAUUGGAAAUCCGGGCAUUUUUCAAAUUGACCAAGAUACGAUGGUAUUCAUAGACACUCACAGCGAGUCUAUAGCGCAAGCCUUCAGAGGAGGCUUCCUAAAGAAAAUUGCAGUCUACGACCCCACUGUCAAGCAAGAAGAGCCCAUCUCUCAAGAACAGUUUGUUAAAAGUGGGCUCAAGAGCCUGGAUAAGGGACACAAUAUCACAGCUACAAACGCAGAGGAACAUGUAAAAGUGAAAGGACGUAAAGAAUCAAAGGAACCCAUCUUCUAUCGGAUUACUGACUUCCGAGAGUACAUUUUGCAGACUCCUGCGUAUAAAUGGCUCAUGGAAACUUUGCAUAGAGAAAUCGUGCUCACUUGCGAAGAUUCACCAGUUAUGGAGAAUAUUCGGCAACAAAUCAUUGACUACUUCCCGAAAUCAGACCCAAUCGACAAAUUUCAGCCAUCACGGGCUUACAGGGCUAUCUUCGAGAUGGAUUGGAAUAUCUCGACUUUUAUCAACGAACAGGGUUAUCCAGGACCAGCAAAUGAGGUUAUAGACGCGGCCAUCACUCUGACUGGCUCUCUGCACAACGCGCUAGCGCUGCCAUGUGCUGCAUACAUGCGGCAGACUUGGCCAUUGACUGGAGGGAAAAUCAUACAUUUGAUCCAAGACACUCUGGCCAGUAAGGACAACAACAUCCACCUUUGUACAUUAUACGAUGGGACAAAACUAAUGGCAAAAAUGAAAGAAGAUUAUCUGCGAGUUCAGACCCAUGGGACGGCUUGGUCGGUUGCUGAGAUUGGCGAACAGCUUGCUUGGCUUGGGGCAGCUCUUCACUCUAGUCGAACGGAAACCGCGCUCUCCAUCUGCACACCUUAUAUUAAAGUCGAUUAUGAAUAUCCAUCCGAUAUCCUCGUCAGUAUUGGUUUUGUCCUUGAGGAACAGGAAGCACAAGCUGAAAUAUUACCCAUUGGGCGUUGCUGGCAAAAGCUCUUCAAAAAUCCGGUUAUCGUAAAAGGAUACCCUAUCCCGCGCAGGCCCAGUGCUCAUAAUACUGGACUCGAAGUUCCUCUCAAUAUCAUGGCAGAGCUCGGACAGGCACAAUAUGCCUCUUUCUUUGAUGGGAAAGUCUUUAUCAAGGGGUUCUGCACGAUAAUGGUACCGACCAGGGUUGUUGGGGACAUGGAAAUGGUGAUUUGGCAUGUGUUGAUUAAUGAAGACGGAUCCCAUAUAUCCUUUUCGGACUCAAAGGUUUCGAGUAUUCCAGGAUUGUAUCCGGAAGCGCUUAAAAUAUCUGGUCUUAAGGAUGCCCGGCAUGUCGUUGGUUGGUGUGCAGACGUUACGAACUUUGCUGGUUUGACACCCAGCCCCAAGUAUAAGAAAGGCUCUGCGUUUGCAGAGUACGGUAUUGGUUGGUCAGGACUAGGAAAACCGCCCACUGGCUCUGACUUUGAGAGUGUCUCCAUACUCCGUGGAAGCUUCAUCCUGAAUGGUAUGAAAGCCGUGUUUGGCAGGAAGGAUAGAGCACAUCACAUAGUACGCGAAGGCUACUUAGAGCGACUGAGAUGGAUAUCAAAAAAAUUCGUUGUAUUAUUCGACGUGGCCGAUAAACGCGCUUGGCUUGUCGAUGGGGCUAGCGCAUUACUUCAUCUCGCUCGAGCGUCUUUGCAAUAUGACGAUAUGGAUGAGUUUCAAGAUGAGCUCCUUUUUAGACGGGAGCAAUUUCAAGAAGUGCCGAUAAACACCACCACGGCUCGCUCAGCAGCGACAUGGUUUCUUAGAAACCCGAUUAACCAGAACGUCAAGCUAUAUGUCAAGAAUUACGACCCAGGGUUCGAAGAACCGGUAAAGCAAACAACCUCUUUUUCCCUGUUCAAGGACCGAGUGGAGCAAAUAUUCCAUAUCCUGGAACAGAUAGUGUCACAUCAAGAACAAGUGAACACAGAAAGAGACAUUGGACUCCGCACAACCAAAUCGCCUCAUGUGCUUGAGGGUUUUGAUUUUAUGGACGUAGCCGCGGAUGAGGAUGCAGUGUCAGCUCGCUCUGUUGCCAUUGGGCCUGAAAGCGCAGGCUGGAUAGAGCUUGUGCAGUCUAUCCACGCAAUUGUACUUUUCGGCGAGGGCUUUGGGGAUCUCAUCAGGCCGAGGAAGCCAGGUCAGCCUUGCCCUGCAUGGUCUGACGUACCCAAAGGCCUGCACUGUCUUGGCGUUUGUGUUUCUGAUAUCAAGGAAAUAUUGAAGAAAAUAGGAAACAUCAGGGAAACACCCUGGCGAUUUCUAGAGAAGUUUGUCUGGUGCACGCCAGAUAAAUGCUUUGAAGCGUGUCAAUGUCUCGACAUGGCUAUGUCAGUCCACUGCGAUCGAGUUCAAACUUUGCUUCCCAUCGGUUCACUCAAUCAUGGCAGUCCAACUUAUAAUAGCCCCUCUCACCUAGAGGAGAAUGGAGCGGUCAUAUUUGKGCCGAGCUCUAUUGGUUUCACUCGCCAAGUUUACCAAACAGACUCACCAUUACAGCCUGAGGGUAUCUUUAGUCCAUCAGUUGAUAGCGGCAUUGGAGAGAGCCAGAGCUCUUCAUCGAAGGAAUGUAAAAGUGGAGAUGAUGGUAUUGCCGGGUGCAAGAGAAGACGUCUCGAAGAAAUCGGAACGCAGCGAGCGAAACAUCACCGCUCAAGAUUUCGUCCUGAGGUUGAUUCUGUUCCAAUUUUGGAAGAGCUAGGCGCUCCUUCGCUGACACUUAAUCCUCUACUCAACGGCAAAUUGCCUAUGCAGUCAUGUGGUUUCGAGCUGGAACAUGAAAAUUCAAGGAUUACUCGCCGACCAACUCUUUGCAAAUCUCCUUUCUCAGCGGCGUUAUCCAGGCAUGGCACCAAAGGAAAUGAGAUACCAAAGCUCCUAUCGUUGACUAUAUACACUGCUGGAUGGCUGUGCGCCAUAAGGUCCGAGUAUGAAUCAGCUUUACGCAUGCUGGAUGAAUUUCACGACAGGGGAUACGGCCAUGGGUCAGACCAUAACCUUUACACCCUUGGUCGAAUCGGUGCCCACAAUGUCGUUCUUACAUGUCUUCCAUUGGGACGAUACGGUAAUAAUGCCGCAGCAGUAGCCGCUACCAGAAUGAUGAGCAGAUUCCCUGCAAUCCAGAUCGGCUUGAUGGUUGGGAUUGGGGGUGGAGUUCCGAGUCGACGAGAAGAUAUUCGUCUUGGGGAUGUUGUCAUAAGCAAGCCAACAAAACACCAUGGGGGCGUGGUGCAGUACGAUAUGGGCAAGUUUGCUGUACAUGGAUUUCAACCCACAGGUUAUCUCAAUCCUCCGCCAGAGAAGCUCUUGAAUGCCCUCAACCUAAUGCCUCCGCAUGGAGCGCUACUGGGGGAUUCCCUCGACCUCCUAAGCUCCUACCCCGGCGAGGAAUGGGAUUGUCUGUACAUUUCCACCUAUAAGCAUGAGCAAAAUGCUGACAAUGAGUCCUGCCAGAUGUGUAAUAAAGAGCAACUAAUCCCCCGAGAUCCCGGUAAUCGUGGGGUACUCGGACCACGCGUAUUCUAUGGGACAAUUGCAUCUGGGAAUGCAGUCAUCAAAGAUGCUGUUGUCAGAGAGAGGUUAUUGCAGAGUGAUGAUUUUCUUUGCUUUGAAAUGGAAGCUGCAGGAGUUAUGAAUAGCAGUUUCCCUUGUGUUGUUAUCCGAGGGAUAUCAGACUAUGCUGAUUCCCAUAAGCAUGAUAUGUGGCAUGACUAUGCUGCACUCACUGCAGCCAAAUAUGCUCGAAACCUUCUGCUUGCUAUGCCAGGAGAAAUCAUUCGUCCUUAA